This is a messenger RNA of Stomoxys calcitrans (stable fly), 722 nucleotides long. RefSeq names its product transmembrane protein 234 homolog. Bases 90 to 491 code for a protein of 133 amino acids. NCBI's taxonomy places the organism in Eukaryota, Metazoa, Arthropoda, Insecta, Diptera, Muscidae. The transcript is spliced from 3 exons. The record is from RefSeq and is a predicted model, not a curated record.
CACAAUAGUGCAAAUAAAAACAUAAAUAACACAAGAAAAAAAAACGGAUAACAAAACUUUUAUCUAAUAUUCCUUUGUAGCUUAAACAAAUGAGUAAUUUGUUGGGUUUAAUAUGUGUCGGCCUACUAUGGGGUUGCACAAAUCCUUUUAUACGCCUAGGCAGUGAAGGUAUUGAAAAUAUCAAUAGCGGCUCAUCUUCGAAAAACCUAUGGCUGGAACUAAAAAUGAUUGGAAUGCGUUUGAAAUAUUGGAUACCUUUUUUGUUAAAUCAAAUGGGUAGUGUGGUUUAUGUUUGGACGUUACAAACUAGCAAUAUUAUUGUUGCCGUCCCUGUUGCGAAUUCAUUGACGUUUGCAUUCACUGCCCUCACCGGUUACUGUCUUGGCGAAAAGAUACCAGGAAAAAAUGUGAUAAUUGGUUCUUUGCUGGUCUGUCUUGGCUCUUCGGCAAUGUUAUAUGAUCAGGCAUCCAGAGAUAGCUCUUCAACAUAACCUAAGAGAAUCAUUUACACAUCUUUGGAUCCAAUGUGAUAAGUUCGGCCUACCCAAAAUGAGUUUUAUACAAAUUUAACUGAUACAAAUUAUGUUAAACCGAACAUGGAAUACGACUGCCGUCGAAAACAUAUACGACGACAAAAAACAAACACAACAUUUCGUAUUACAAUAACCAAAUACCAAUUGAAUUUAUUUUAUAUAUAAAAAUAUAUAUCUCUUAAUCUACAA